GGACCGCGAGACGAGACGGACCCACGGACAACAACGCAACGCGCGCACAGGCGUGAACUGCUUCCCUGUCCUCGCGCUCCUUGCCGCUUCCGCGCCCCGCCCCGACCCCCGCCGGCAGCCCCCUCUCGAACCGCCUCCGCUGCACAAUCCUCCGGAGGACUCUCUCGGUUUCCCUAUGAACCCCUCCGACCCCGCUCCGCAGCUGCCCGGCCUCCUCUGCUUCAAACCCUAACCCUAGCUCCGCGCGCCGGGUCUCCCGAGUGAUUAGUUGGUGUCGUCAGCAAUGAACUUCUGCUUUCAGUGAUGUGCAGGCAAUGCCUGCUUUCGCAUUUGUUAAAUGGUGAAUGCUGAGCCCUGCUCUAUGGCUGGAAUUGUUGAUUAUGGUGUUGGGGUUGGUACCAAAUCUUCACCCCGCAGUCUGGCCAUUGAGAAAGUUCAGGAAGAGCUCAGGCAGGAGCAUGAUGUUCGUGAAGAACGGAGGAGAGAGUUGGAAUUUCUACAGAAAGGAGGCAACCCAUUGGAUUUGAAAUUUGUUCAUGUAGCAACAGUCAGUGUUCACUCCACUUCUCUCACAAAUCAAAUAGCCAAACAAAAUGUGAUAAGUUGCAGUGAAGCUAAAGGUAGUUUUACUGCAUCACCUCAUGGAGAUUCAGUUGACAGUAGCGACAAACCAGGAAGUUCACUGUGCCGCGAAACCAACACAGCAGACAAUCUUAUGGUUUUAGGUGGAGAUAACAAUGACAUUGUAGAGGAGAAAAUUGUAAAUAGAGGGACCAAAAGAUUAAAUGCAGCUCAACCCAAGCAGUCCUUGCCCACUGAUGGUCACAAAAAUGCAAAAAAAUCUGAAGGUUCUGGUUUGUCACGCCUUGGAGUGAAGAGCCAGGCAUAUGUUCGGCGCAACAGGUCAAAGGCAAGUAGGGAGAGUGCAAACGUAGCUUCUACUAAAUCUUCUGUGACUCCUGAAGGUUCUGAACCAAAAGAAGAAAAAGUUUUAGUACAGAAAAAGCAUGCAGAUGAUCAUGGUGUAUUAUCUGUUUCAGGUAUAAAACAGGCUGGAUCAAACUGUGACAAUGCACCAAAGAAUACAGCUUUUGAUUAUCAGGCAGCAAUGGAGUUGGAUGGGAUUCAAACUAUUCAUGAAAGUGACUGUGUGGUGAAGAAUGAAGUAAAGCAAGGUGACAAUAAUAGUAAAGGUAAAGAAGUGUCAUUAAAUGAUGCAAAUCGCAACCGUCUGCUUGUUGGGUGUGGUGAGAUCUCUGUGGAAGCUGCAUCUGUGGAAGUUGUUAUAAGGCCAUGUUAUUCUAGUGCAUCUACACAUGAUGAGAGAGAGUCAUGUGCUGGUGAUGAGAAGGCUGACAAUGGUCACUUGGAUAAACGUUUGGCCCAUAUUCCUGUCUGCGCUGUAGAAGCUUCUAAUAUACACAAAUAUGUGGUGGAUCCACCUGGUGAAGGAAGGAUGAGUAUUGUUGAUGAUCAUGCAGAUGGGGACAUUAAUCUGGUUGCAACGAAGAUUGAUGGAGAGUCUCAUGAAGACCUAGACAGUGUUAGACAUUCUGACAAGGCUCUCAAGCUUAGCAGGCCUACUUCUUUGAAGGAAAAAUCUGAUCCUGUACAACCUGAAGCCAGUAAUAUUCUUCAUGCAAAAGAUGAAAUGAAAGUUUGUGACAGUGCAAUAGUUGCACAGAAUGAUACAGGGUGCCCGUCUUCUGACCGCAAUAUGAAUGUUGAGGAACAUCCAGCUUUGGAUAGGAAAAACAGUUUUCUUGGGGAUUCUAACUCCACACAUCCUAUUGCUGUAGGUGCUGAUUUACCUAAAAGUCAUUUGCCUGGUGUUAUGCCUUCAUUGAAAAAUGAUGAAUCUAACACAGAGAGUGAGAUUAAAAAUUCUGAGGAGAACUUGAACAAGAUGGCAAAGAAGGCUUAUGAAGAAUCUAUUCUUAGAAAUGCUCGUGUUAUAGAGGCGAAUGUGAAGAGAGCUGGUGAACAGCCCCUGUGUAAUAUUUCUUUAGAGAAGAGGAGAAAGGGUCACUGGGAUUUUGUCCUUGAGGAAAUGGCUUGGAUGGCGAAUGAUUUCAUGCAGGAGCGUCUUUGGAAAAGUGUGGCUGUGGCUCAAGUGUGCCACUGGAUCGCCUCUGAUGGUCGGGCCAAAUUUGAAGAAGCAAGCAUUCAGAGAAAGCAGAAAACUAUCAUGAAAAGCCUUGCAAAGGGUAUCAUGAGUUUCUGGCUUUCAGCUGAGGCUUUACAAACUGCUGGCAGGAGAGCUAAAAUGAUGCAAGAACACAAUUCAACUAUGCUGGAGACAAAGCCUCUUGGAAUCAAAGCUGAAAAAAAACAUGGCAACGAAUCACUGGAAGCCGAAGAGUUCAGGCAGCCUCAGCAGUCACAGAUUCAGGAUUAUGCAGUUCGAUUUCUUGAAUAUAACAGUAGAACAGCUGAUUCUCUUGUGUUGGCUGAAGCACCACCUACCCCUGACAGGCUGAAUGACUUUGGCAUCUUGAAAGUGUCUGAUCAACUUUCAGAAGAAAGUCUCUUCUAUACAGUAGCGCCUGGGGCAAUGCUGGCAUACAGGGAGUCAGUGGAAUCCCUUUUUGAGUAUCAUAAGAAGAUUGGCAAUUCUGAACUCAAGGAUGACUAUGAGGCGGCUGUGUGUGCUUCUGCUGCAGAUUUCCCGGGGGAUAAUACAUAUGAGGAUGAAGGUGAGACAUGUGCUUAUGUAUCGCCUGAAGCAUAUGAUGGGGGUUUCUUAUCAAAAAUGAGUCACAAGGAGAAACACCUAAUGCAUCAGAGGAUUAUCAGCGCAAGGCCAUAUGAAAUAGGUACCGAUGUGCCUUAUGAACCAUGCUUGGAAAGCAAGUCAGGGAACCGGCCAUUGUUAUCGAACGGCAAAAGAUCUAGUUCCUUCCUUAUGAUUCCUACAAAGCGCAUCCGCACAGCCGCUAGGCAACGAGUUGUAAGCCCAUUUCAUGCUGGUGCUGGUGUAUCACCCCAAGUCACAAGUAAGACAGAUGUUUCAAGUGGAGACACAAACUCCUACCAAGACGAUCAAAGUUCAUUGCAUGGAGGGUCCUUGCCGUGGAGAAACAUGGAUUUUGAAUCCACAGUUGAUUUUGACAGACAAUUACCCUAUGAUGGUGUUGAAGUGUGCAGUAAAGCCAACAAGAAGAAAAAGCUUAAGAAACCGGGAUACAAGACUGCUCAAAAUGCAGCCAAUUCCUGUUCCCCAGCUGCUGUAAUGUUUCAGGGCCGGAUGUACGAGCAGAGACUGCAAGUUAAUUUGAUUACCAAAUAUGAGCAGAAGAAUUAUCUGAAGAAGAGAUCAGAGAUCCAGCAUUGUGAUUCAAAUGGAAACAGUGCUGCAAAUGGUGGUCAACAUGCUUCUAAGAAGCUUAAAAUGAUGAAGCAAGGGAUAGAUAUUUCACAGGAAGCUUCUCCUUUCGCAUCACAGAUGAGCAACAUGGCAAGUCCUGCUAGAUUUAUAAAGAUAAUUGCUAAUAGGGAUCGUGGCAGAACAUGCAAAGCACCAAAGGCUCAACUCAGGUUAAUCAGGAAGGAAGAGGCAGUAGCUUAUAGUUGUGUUAUGAGAAAACAAGGAACCAUUUGGAAAAGAAUUGGUAAGGAAACCAGUGGAUUGUCUAGGAUGGCUUCUGCUGGUGGAUGGUCAAGAUUCGAGGAUCAGGCUCUUGUUGUCCUUGUUCAUGACAUGGGUCAAAACUGGGAGCUAAUUAGCGAUGCAAUUAAUAGCAUUGUGCAGUUCAAGUCUGUACAUAGGCAACCUAAAGAAUGCAAGGAGCGCCACAAGGUUCUCGUAGAUAGAAAUUCUGGUGACGGUGCUGACAGUGCAGAAGACUCUGGUUCAUCUCAGCACUAUCAUAACUCAUUACCGGGCAUCCCAAAGGGUAGUGCAAGGCAAUUAUUUGAGCGACUGCAAGGGCCAUUCAAGGAAGAGAACCUUAAGGCACAUUUUGAAAAAAUUAUACUACUCAUGCAACAAGUGCAUUCCAGACGUAGACAGGGUAAUAGCCAGGAGCUCAAGCCUAUCAUACAACCGCACAGUUCUCAUGUUAUCACACUUUCACAAGCAUGUACGAACAACUUACCUGGGGGCGCUUUGACGCCACUUGAUCUUUGUGAUGCAAUAAGUCCAAACCUGGAUGCAAUUACACCUGGUAGUGUGUAUCCGGGUUCUCAUACAAAUGGGUUAACGCUGCCAAACCAUCAGGGUUCUGUUGGUCCUACUACUACAAAUCUGAAUUCCAGGUUACCAGGGUCUCCUGGUAUGAUUCUGGGCAGCAAUUUGCCGUCACCUUCAACAUUGAAGACUCCUAGGGAUGCUCAGAAAUGUGGUGUUCCUAGACCUACCUCUUUACAGGGUGAUGAGCAAACGAAGAUUCAGUAUAACCAGAUGGUCAACGGCAAAAAUCUUCAGCAACCUGGAGGUUCUGUUCCUGGAGUGUUUCCUGGUGGGGUUGAUCGUGGUCCUCGUAUGAUGCCUGGUGCCCAUGGUAUGGGAAUAAUGGCAGGACUAAAUCGAGGUAUGCCUGCUGCCAAGGCAGGCUUUCCAAGGAUUAGUUCCCCAGGAAUGCUAAAUGUGGUUUCAUCUGGAAAUCUGUUACUCCACGGUGAGCAAGGUGUGCCAAGUGCAGUAGAUGUCCAUCCUGGAGCCAUACCUAGCCCUGGAAAUUCAAUCUUGAAGCCACAUGAUCCUAUGCAGAGACUUCGCGUGACUCCUGGUCAGAGUAUGGAAGAGCAUAGGCGGAUGCCAGAUUUCCACAUGCAGGGUUCAUUGGGAAGUAGCGAAGCCAUCCAUUUUAGCAGCAUGAAUCCAUCAUUCUCCAACGUUGCAGCUUCACCUGUUCAGCAACCCCAAAGGCGACAUCAGAUGCCACAAUCAUCGCACAUGUUUGGAAAUUCGGACCAUUCUCAGAUUCAAGGAACCAGUUCGAGCCCACAACAGCAGGCAUGUGCUAUGAGCUUGGCUAAAGAAAGACAAAUGCAACAACAUAUGGUGCCUCAACAGCAUAGUGAUCUUUCUGGAGCAAGUGCAGUACCCAGUGUGCAGAGUGGUUCACAGAUUCUGCAGCAUAACCAAGCCUCUGCAGUCAAUCCAGUCCCUUGUUCACAACCACAGCAUCAGCGACAGCAAGCUGCACAAAAUACACCAGCUAGCUCUUCAUCUCCUAAUCAACCUGCCAGUACUACACUACAGAAGCAGAAGAAACAACAAGGUCAACAUCAGUCUAGACAAAAUCAACAACAAAGGUAUCAAGGUAGUCAACAAGCUAAGCUUAUGAAGAGCUUAGGACGAGGAAACAUGCUAAUGCCUCAGACUCCUCCAGUUGACAGCACGCCAACCAAUGCUGUUUCGACGCCUUCAAAGAAACACAUGCCUGACAAAAAAACUGAUGCAACAUGACAAAGGAUUCCCCCCUGCUAAUUCAGUACCAACUCCGUCAAUGCCUCAACCUGUGAAUCAACCUAAAGUAUACACAUCAUUUCCUCAGUCACCAAAUCAGUUGCCAGAUAUUGGUAACCAAGGCUUGAUGUCAGGUUCUUCGAGUCCAACCCUGUUAGCUUCGCAACAACCUCCACUUCAUUCUAAGUUGACAUUGACCUCACAGCAGCAGCAAAGGCAGAUCAAUCCGUCACAGAACAGCACCCAAAGAACAAUGAUGCAACAAAACCGCCAAAUGAACUCUGAAUGUAGGACAGACUCACAUAUCGACCAGGUCCAACACAAUCUGAUGGUUCCAACAACAUCUAUUCCACGGAGUACAGAUUCAGGCAGCCCUGUACUUUCAUCUCUGAACCAGCAGAAGCGUGAAACAUCACAUAAUCUGGCUUCAGUUACCUGAUCAUCUAAGGUGUUUAGCUCUCCUAAAGAUACUUUUGGGAAUGAAACAUUAUUGCCAUCAUCUAGCCAAGAUGUGCUGCAAAGGCAAAUUUCAGGUGCUUUUCCUAUGCAUGGCCAAGGUGUUGGUGUCCAGUGGAACCAGCAAGCUAGGCAGCAAUUGCAGUCUCAGCAUCAGCAGAGACCAGUUGUUCAAGGCAGUGUAUAUGCUCCUUCAAAUUCUGGGCCAGGCUGAUCAUUAAUUAAUCUGGAUUGGUCGUUUUCAGAUAGCAACCCUUCGUUCCAGUGUAAACUUACUGUACAGGUGUCCUUGCUAUGGAAGCUGUGGACGAUAGUGCUCUUAAUUUAACUUGGAACUAAUUGUACUCACCUUAAUGUCAGGUAGAUAUUUUUUCUGUGCCAUUUUAGGUCCCAACUUAAUUUUGAAGUUGGGAUAUGUUGCAUUCUAAAAUAUAGAUAGCUGGAGGUGGUUCUUGCAACGGCAAACUUUUUUUCUUGUUGGAUUGUAACCCAAAAACCUGGGCCCGGCUGUAUAUUUUUGGUAGGAGAUCCGUGCUUCUAGAUUCAGAAACUCAGGAUUAUUUAUCUUUUGUAUAGUCCUGUAUGUUUAACUUCAAGUUAGUGAAUGCAAAAAUGCGUCUUUACAUUUUA
Phragmites australis (common reed) is the source of this 6499-nucleotide messenger RNA. RefSeq names its product chromatin modification-related protein EAF1 B-like. The record is from RefSeq and is a predicted model, not a curated record. Bases 338 to 5413 code for a protein of 1691 amino acids. Gene Ontology annotation, cellular component: NuA4 histone acetyltransferase complex. NCBI's taxonomy places the organism in Eukaryota, Viridiplantae, Streptophyta, Magnoliopsida, Poales, Poaceae. The transcript has 24 exons.